Molecule: messenger RNA, 288 nt
Organism: Paramuricea clavata
Lineage: Eukaryota; Metazoa; Cnidaria; Anthozoa; Malacalcyonacea; Plexauridae
Source: the annotation of a GenBank genome assembly
AUGUGUGGCAUAGAAAUUAAUCAACUAGAAGGACAUGCUAAUGAGAUGCCCAGCAGCAGUCAUUACAAUUGUGAUAAAUACAACAAAGAAUUCCCUGAUAUUCUGGGCUUGACACAGCACAAGGUGAAAGACCAUGGUACCAGCUACCAAUGCGAUGUCUGUCAAGAGUUAGAGGCACAAGAAGCAACUGGUAUUGGAUACAAUUGUUGUAUUUGCGAUACUGAGUUUGACAUUGCGACUGAACUUGAAAGUCAUAUGAAGAUCCAUGACAAUGUGUUGUCAGAUUAA